Ricinus communis (castor bean) is the source of this 7138-nucleotide messenger RNA. Its product is annotated as lysine-specific histone demethylase 1 homolog 3. Lineage: Eukaryota; Viridiplantae; Streptophyta; Magnoliopsida; Malpighiales; Euphorbiaceae. The transcript has 8 exons. The record is from RefSeq and is a predicted model, not a curated record. Gene Ontology annotation, molecular function: oxidoreductase activity; protein binding. Bases 479 to 6460 code for a protein of 1993 amino acids.
CAGGCCUUUUCCCAAUCCAGAAACAGGACGCUAUGCUAACGUGCGCUUCUCACUCUCCCUCGACAAAUCCAUUAACGCCCUGCUCCACCUCCAUUACUCAGGUCUGAUUUCCCUCCUUUUUUCUUUCCUCUAUUCUUCGAGGCCGUAGACUCGUGGUGACACUAUUCGAAACCUUGACUUUUGUUGUUUUCUCCUUGCGUUCUGUUUUCUAUAUGUAUAUAUACUAUAUAUAUAUAUUUUACAAUUUGAUUCCUGUUCGCGUUUUGAAAUCCCGUUGCUUAAGGUAUAAAGGAGCCAUUGGUAUACCUGCAUUAGAGCUCACUAAUUCAGAGAGAUUCUCAGUGGUUCUGUCUUGUUAUAGCUUUUGUACCGGAAACCUUUUUGUUAUAGUUCCAAUUGUGGUGGAUAUGACUUUAAAUUCUUAAUAGAAGAGGCGUUAAUUUCGAAACAUGAGCUUCAAUUUCUUGGUAAUUGAGAAAUGGAAGGCGAUGAUUUGUCAAGUUCAGUUACUUCCCAUGUUAAGCUAGGGUUACAAGAAGGUUUGUUGUCUCAGAAUAAUUUGUUGAAACCUAGGGUUGCUAAGAAAAUGGAAGGUGAAGAUAAUAAGAAGUCUGGAGCUAAAGACAGAUCGAAACAGAUUCAAAUUGGUCUUGAUUCUGAAGAUGAUGAGCCUAUUAGGUCUUUAUUCAAGUUGAAGAGACCUAGAAUCCUUAAUAAGGUUAAGGCUGAAAUUAGGGAUGAGAAAUUGAUGCCUGAAGCUGAAGAUUUUGCGGGUAUGGAUGAUACAUUAGCAAGUUUUAGGAAGAGGUUGAAAGGUCCUAAAAAAGACAUUGGAUCUGUUAGUGCUAGGCCUUUAGAGGAAAAUGCAGAUAAAGGGCGUGUUGAAGCUGGUAAUUUGAUGGAUGCGAGUAUGAAUAAAGGAAUGACAGAACGCAAACAUAAAGAAUGGGAUAAGAAAACAAAAAGUGAUCCUAAGAAAGAGAAAAUUAGGGUUAACUCCAUGGUUGAUGAUUCUUCAGAAAAUCUUGAAUCCUGUGUGGAAGAUCAAAAAGAGGAAGGAGCAAGUCACUCUUUGGAUGAGAAGUUAGAAGACUCUCUGUCUUGUAUUUUAAAGAAGGCACAAUCUGGUCCGAUAAGGAAGUCUCGCAUGAAUUCAUGUCCAAAACAGAACAAUAGGGUUCGGAGUUUGGAGGAUGGCUUGAGCCCUACCUCUGAAGACAAUAAGAUGGCGACACACCAAAGCCUUGGCAAUGGUUUUUGUCAAGCUUCAGAUUCCACAGAAAGGACUUCUGAUAAAAUUAGGAAGUCCAGUCAUCAGAGACAUGGUAGAUCUUCAGUAAUUUUUUAUCCGUCUUCGGUAUCUCAUUGUAGCAGGAUUCAAGAUGAAAAUAUGCUAGAUCCUAGUGUCUUAAAUGUUCAAGAGGGGCCUGUGGUGCAUCCUUGCAGCACACAAAGAAUAUGUGAUGGAAAUUGUUCCGUUUCUGGUCAAGAGGAUAGCUUGGAAACUCUUUCGCUGAAGAGUGGUUUAAAGCUUUGUACUACGGGGAUGGCAAAAUUUUUUGUUACUGAUGAUGUAAAAGAGCCCACACUUGCAGCGGUGAAGUCUGAAUGCAUUGAGGGAUUUAGCGGGCAUGGUUUUGACAAAGAUAUAAAGGAUGCAUGUGACCAGAUAUCUGAAGGUGUUUCAACUGCAUGCAUUUCAAAUGUGGAAAACCAAAUUUCAUUUUCUUCAAGUAGAAAAAAAAUAUCACCACCUUGGGAUGAUGAGUUGAUGAACAAGUCAUCUAAAAGUUCAUCUAGCAAGAUCUAUGAUCCAGCUUAUGAGAGAAUUUUAGAUGGUACUCUGAAAGUUAACUCAACUCGGAACCAUUUGAAGAAGGAUAAAGAUGCUGAUUCUACAAUAGUUUCGCCAAAGGUUGAAGAAACUUGUGGUGCUUGUAAUGAUCCAAAUGCUUAUUGCGAGAAGUCAUACCCUGCUUCAGUUUCUCCCAAGAAGGAAGCUGGGGCAAUUUCUAAUGGUAAGUUAUCUUCAAUUACUGCAAUGUCUAAUGAAGUCCAUAAAGCUGCUUGUACUUUCCAGAUGAACCGCCAAGGGAACUCCUUAGAAAGUUUUGCCCGUCCAAAUGACCCCUCCAUCUCCACUGAAAAGUGCAGCACUGUUUGCCAUCAAAAUGUCUCUUCAGAUGAUGUAAUGAAAGGGAACUGUUUUCCAAGUCAUGAUUUCAUCAAUGAAGAGAUGACUCAGUCCAUAACUCCAGAGGAAAAUGAAAGUUGUCAUGAAGAUGCUGUAUCUAUUCCUGAUUCUGAAAUCAAAGAUGGCAAGUCAUCUUCUGUUCAACGUGGUUCAAGGAAGACUAAAAAACGUAGACAUGGGGACAUGGCUUAUGAAGGGGAUCCUGAUUGGGAGAUCUUGGUAAAUGAUCAACGUUAUCCAGAAGGAGAGCAGGCUGUUGAUGGUGAUAGAUGUUUUAGAACAAGAGAGAAAUCUGAUUCCUCUUCAAUUGGUGUUACAGAAACUGACAGUGGUGGGGCAGCAGCCGUGUCAGUUGGACUGAAAGCCCGUGCUGCUGGUCCUGUCGAGAAAAUAAAAUUUAAGGAGGUCUUAAAACGCAAAUGCGGGCUUCAAGGAUAUCUGGAGUGCAGGAAUCAGAUUUUGGGUCUUUGGAACAAAGAUGUUAGUCGUAUACUGCCUCUUAGUGACUGUGGUGUCACAGAUACUCCUUCUGAAGAUGAAUCAUCACGCGAUUCUCUAAUUAGGGAAAUAUAUGCAUUUCUUGAUCAGAGUGGCUAUAUAAAUGUUGGAAUUGCUUCCAAUAAAGAGAAAGCAGAACCCAAUGUGAAGCAUAAUUAUAAACUUCUCGAAGAAAAAACUUUCGAGGUGAAUCCUGGAGCAUCAGUUGCUGAUUUGGAGGAUGGAGUCUCCUUUAUCCUUGGUCAAGUUAAAAGUUCUGAAACUUCCUUGGAAGCAAAUAAUGGAGUUACUGUUGAUGAAAACCCAGCACCAAAAACUACAGUGAGCAGGGAGCUUGUUACUCCAACGAAACUGGAAGUCUCCAAUGUAUUGGAAUACCAAGAAUGCCCAGCUGGUGAUAUUCAGCAAACUGGUACUGUUAAUGAAAAAUUAUCAAAUGGACUGGCCAAUUUGGAUGAUGUGCAUGCUGAUCCAUUUUGUGCAACUCUGGAGAGCACGGCAAAUGUUAUAACUCCAGAAUUAAGAAAUGACUUGCAAAGUAUUCAAUCAUCUUCAUGCAAUGAUGCCGGGAGGGAUUACAAUUUUCUUUGUGAUUCUGAAGGCAGGAAGAAGAUCAUUGUGGUAGGAGCUGGUCCUGCUGGCUUAACUGCAGCACGCCACUUGCAAAGGCAGGGUUUUUCUGUCGCUGUCCUUGAAGCUAGGAGUAGGAUAGGGGGGCGUGUUUAUACAGAUCGCUCAUCUCUUUCAGUUCCUGUAGAUCUUGGGGCUAGCAUUAUUACUGGUGUCGAGGCUGAUGUGGCUACUGAAAGGAGACCAGACCCUUCAUCAUUGAUAUGUGCUCAAUUAGGCCUUGAGUUGACAGUCCUGAAUAGUGAUUGCCCUCUUUAUGAUAUUGUGACUAGAGAAAAAGUUCCUACAGAUCUGGAUGAAGCAUUGGAAGCAGAGUACAAUAGCCUGCUGGAUGACAUGGUUUUGCUUGUUGCACAGAAAGGGGAACAUGCUAUGAAAAUGUCUCUGGAGGAUGGUUUAGAGUAUGCCCUUAAAAGACGUCGUGCGGCACGAUCAAGAACAGAUAUUGACGAAACCGAAUUUGCCACAGCCGAAGAUUUGUAUGGUUCAGAAAGUUGUAGUGUCGAUGGUGGAGUUCAUGAGAAAAGUUCUAAAGAGGAGAUUUUAAGUCCUCUUGAGAGGAGGGUCAUGGAUUGGCAUUUUGCCCAUUUGGAGUAUGGUUGUGCUGCUUUAUUGAAGGAAGUAUCACUUCCCUAUUGGAAUCAAGAUGAUGUUUAUGGAGGAUUUGGAGGAGCUCAUUGUAUGAUUAAAGGGGGUUACAGUAAUGUUGUAGAGUCUCUUAGUGAAGGACUUCGCAUUCACCUGAAUCAUAUAGUUACAGAUAUUUCAUAUAGCACCAAGGAAACUGGAUUAAGUGAAAGUCAAAAUAACAAAGUUAAAAUUUCCACGUCAAACGGUAGUGAGUUUUUGGGAGAUGCUGUGUUGAUCACGGUGCCACUUGGGUGCUUGAAAGCAGAAGGCAUAAAGUUCAAUCCUCCAUUGCCUCAAUGGAAAUGUUCUUCCAUCCAACGACUUGGUUUUGGAGUUCUUAAUAAAGUAGUUUUGGAGUUUCCAGAAGUAUUUUGGGAUGAUUCCGUAGACUACUUUGGAGCUACUGCUGAGGAGACUCAAAAAAGAGGCCAUUGCUUUAUGUUUUGGAAUGUUAGGAAAACUGUUGGCGCUCCUGUUCUUAUAGCCUUAGUAGUUGGUAAGGCAGCUGUUGAUGGCCAAAGUAUGAGCUCAUCAGAUCAUGUGAGCCAUGCACUAAUGGUUCUUCGUAAGCUUUUUGGGGAGGCUGUAGUACCUGAUCCAGUUGCUUCAGUAGUGACUGAUUGGGGUAGAGAUCCCUUUAGCUAUGGUGCUUACUCUUAUGUUGCUAUUGGAUCAUCUGGGGAAGACUAUGAUAUAUUGGGCAGGCCCAUUGAGAACUGUGUAUUUUUUGCCGGUGAAGCUACCUGCAAGGAGCAUCCUGACACAGUUGGUGGUGCUAUGAUGAGUGGGCUCCGGGAGGCAGUUCGUAUAAUUGACAUACUGAAUACUGGAAAUGAUUAUACAGCGGAAGUGGAGGCAAUGGAAGCUGCAGAGAGACACACAGAAUGGGAAAGAGAUGAAGUCAGGGAUAUUACAAAGAGACUUGAGGCAGUUGAAAUCUCCAAUGUCCUGUACAAGAAUUCCUUAGAUGGAGACCAGAUUGUAACCAGGGAAGCUUUACUACAAGAAAUGUUCUUUACUUCUAAAACUACUGCAGGACGAUUACAUCUGGCGAAAAAGUUGUUGAAUCUUCCUGUUGAAACCUUGAAGUUAUUUGCUGGGACCAGAAAAGGACUUGCCACACUUAAUUCGUGGAUUCUGGAUUCAAUGGGGAAGGAUGGGACCCAGCUCUUGCGUCAUUGUGUUCGGCUUCUUGUACUUGUUUCAACUGAUUUACUUGCAGUGCGUUUGUCAGGCAUAGGGAAAACUGUCAAAGAAAAAGUUUGUGUGCAUACCAGCCGUGAUAUACGUGCCAUAGCAAGUCAGCUGGUCAGUGUGUGGCUUGAAGUCUUUCGCAGAGAAAAAGCUUCAAAUGGUGGACUGAAGCUAUUGAGACAAGCAACUGCAAAAUCUAUAAGCAACCAAGCCUCAGGGAAGCCACCGCUGCGUUCUCAAUAUGGUGGUUUGGAGAGUAAUGCAAACAUGAAGAAAGUGAAUGGAAAGCUGGUGAAGCUGGAAACCUCAAAGGACUCGAAACUGGAAUCGUCCUCCCAUGCUUCUGUAGGUAGACAAGAUGCUGAGGUAGAGAAUGAGAACAAGUAUGCCAUGUCCGAAGAAGAAUUGGCUGCCUUAGCUGCAGCCGAGGCAGCCCAUGCUGCUGCUCGUGCAGCUGCUGAGGCAUAUGCGGAAGCCAAAUGUAACACUGUGCUGCAGCUCCCAAAGAUACCCUCAUUUCACAAAUUUGCAAGACGGGAACAAUAUGCACAGGUGGACGAAUAUGAUCUUAGAAGAAAGUGGUCUGGUGGUGUCCUGGGAAAACAAGAUUGUUUAUCAGAAAUAGACUCAAGGAACUGCAGAGUCAGGGAAUGGUCUGUUGAUUUUUCUGCUGCUUGUGUUAACCUCAAUAGUUCAAGAAUAUCUGUGGAUAACUUAUCCCAGCAGAGCCAUUCAAAUGAGAUUACAUGCCAUAUGAAUUUAAGAGAGCAGUCUGGAGAAACUGCUGCUGUUGACAGCAGUCUUUUUACUAGAGCAUGGGUUGAUUCUGCUGGCAGUGAGGGGAUAAAGGACUAUCAUGCCAUUGAGAGAUGGCAAUCUCAAGCAGCUGCUGCUGAUUCAGACUUUUUCCACCCAGCUAUGCAUAUAAAGGAUGAAGAGGAUUCAAACACAAGCUCAAAACCACACACUUGGAAGAAUGAUGGACGAUUAAAUGAGAGCUCCAUCUCACAAGUUACGUUAAGAAAGGAGCCACAGAAAAAUCAUCAUCGAGGUGCAGAACGCAUUAAACAGGCUGUCGUGGAUUUUGUUGCGUCACUCCUGAUGCCUGUUUAUAAGGCAAGGAAAGUUGACAGGGAGGGCUACAAAUCAAUAAUGAAGAAAACUGCAACUAAGGUCAUGGAACAGGCUACUGAUGCAGAAAAAGCAAUGGCUGUUUCCAAAUUUCUUGAUUCCAAACGCAAGAACAAGAUUCGUGCCUUUGUGGACAAACUGAUUGAGAGGCAUAUGGCAAUGAAGCCAACUGGGAAACCUUGAUGGUCCUCACAAUUGACUAGCUUGUGUUUGUGGCUGUGCCUCUAAGACAAUUGCAGAAGCUGUGUUAUGUUCUACUCAUGCACGAGUCCAUAGCAUAAGAUGCUGGCAUUCCUCGAUUGGGUCCCGUGUACAUACAUAAUCCAAACCAAAUGCUGUUGAAUGAUCCAGAAAGUGUCAAGGAAGAAGGGAGAUGGUUCUUAUGGCCUAUUGGAUCCCAUGGAAGCCUCGGUGAAGAUCACUUUCUGUUUGGCCUCUGUGGUGAAGAUCUUGCUCGACAAUUGUCAUGCUUUAGAAUGUCAUCAGAUUUGUGCUUGAUGUAUCAUGAAGUUAAAGGAGCUCAAGAAAGGUGUUCUAGCUCCAGUCUAUCCGGAUCAUAAGCAUCAGCACCUUUUGAAUCAGAUUAGUUAUCAGUUCAUUAUCCAUCAGAAUUGUACUUGAAGGGUGGAGAGUUGAUACCCUUUCUUCUUAAUAUAUUCAGGGACCGGAUAGACAAGACACUACUUGUUUCUGACUUCUUUUUCCCCUUUUCAAUAUGUGUACAGCUUAGGAUUGUUCAUGCUGGCAAGAUACAGAGCAUUUUUCUCUCUCCUAAAAAGUACUUAAAAGUACUGUCCUGAUUUUUCAAGUGAACAUUAAUUACUGACCUUUCUUUUUCAAUCCAAGGAAGCCUUUUCUUAA